Molecule: messenger RNA, 1227 nt
Organism: Carassius carassius (crucian carp)
Lineage: Eukaryota; Metazoa; Chordata; Actinopteri; Cypriniformes; Cyprinidae
Product: hepatic and glial cell adhesion molecule-like
Exons: 5
Coding region: 221-1042 (273 amino acids)
Source: RefSeq, a predicted model, not a curated record
UUGACAUUAACUGUAAACCUCUCAAAUAUUUCAGAUUUUACUGUAUUGGUUGGAUGAAAUGUUGUUCCAGCAUCAACACGGAUGUUAAUUCAGGAACAUGUUUUACUUGGUGAAAUCAUGUUUUCUCACCCCCACACACUCACAGAGAUGCACAUACAGGAACUUACACAGCUUCGAGCUUGUCAUCUUAAAACAGAGCAGCUCAGAGACCUGAGUGAAAAUGCUGCUAAACUUGACAUCAAUUCUCUUCAGUUUAAUCCUCAUGUUCCCCCCUGGUAAAUUUGUCUCUUCAUGUAUCUACAAAGCUGCAGGUGAUAAAGUUGUGAUUUCAUUUGAUGAUGCAAUAUUACAAAAGGACAAUGAACUGAAAUGGACACAUGAUAAACAGAAAGUUUAUUUAAGAAAAGGCUCCCAAAUUAAGCUCAACCAGCUCAACGUUAGUGAAGAUGGAUCUUUGAUACUGGAGAACAUACAGAAAGAUCAAUCUGGAGAGUACAAGGGCAACAUCUAUGAUGUAGAAGGAAAUUUAAUAACGGAAACCGUGCAACAGCUCUGUGUUCUGGAGCCAGUGGCUGAACCAAUAGUUUUGGUUGAAUGUGUGGAAAACGGAGUAAAUCUGAAUUGUAGUGCAGUGAACAAUGAUGAGGUGGUUGUGUCCUGGAUGAAAAAUGGCAAGAAGGCUAACAUGACACAUGCUGUUUUACACAUCAGUUCGUCUGAGCUCAAACCUGGAUAUCAUUUCUCAUGCACAGUCAGAAACCAGAUAAGCAAGAAGUCAGCAAAAAAAGUUGAGCCAGAGUGCUCUGAAACAGAUAACUCUGAGAACAAAUAUCUCUUUGGCUUGGAUUUAUGGUGGAUGCUGGUGAUCCUGACAGGUUUCCUCCUCAUCCUCUUCAUCAUCUGCCUCGUCUGUGUCUCCCGCUGCUGCAGAUCAAGCAAGAGGAAAACAAAACGGGAAGAACAGCAUCAGCUUGUCUCUUUAAUGCCACAUUACUUAAAUCAGCCAGAUGACCAACAAAAGCCAGUAACCUCUUUUGGCUAAUUAUAAAUAGGUUAAACUAACCCUAACUUUAACAGACAUCUUUCUGCAUUUUAACAGUUUUUAAAAAGGAUUUUUUUCAAUGGAUUUUCAUCUGGCGCUCCUACUGGCCAUGCACUUGUUUGCCCUGCGUUAACAUUAACCCUGCGGGAGUUUUCUAUGCUUCACACUGACCUGUACAUUUGAUC